This is a messenger RNA of Haliaeetus leucocephalus (bald eagle), 4183 nucleotides long. RefSeq names its product abhydrolase domain containing 3 (gene ABHD3). The transcript is spliced from 9 exons. Gene Ontology annotation, molecular function: acetylesterase activity; glycerophospholipid phospholipase A1 activity; A2-type glycerophospholipase activity. Bases 103 to 1323 code for a protein of 406 amino acids. NCBI's taxonomy places the organism in Eukaryota, Metazoa, Chordata, Aves, Accipitriformes, Accipitridae. The record is from RefSeq and is a predicted model, not a curated record. Gene Ontology annotation, biological process: medium-chain fatty acid catabolic process; phosphatidylcholine metabolic process; medium-chain fatty acid biosynthetic process.
CCGCGGGCAGCGGCAGGCGGGCGGCAGCUCCUCCUUCUCCUUCUUCUCUUCCUCCUCCUCCCUCCGCGCCGGGGUGCGCUGCGCGGCCGCCCCGCGUGUACGAUGGACUGGGAGGUGCUGACCAGAGAGAUCUCCCUCUACCUGGAGAGCCAGGUCCGCGUGGGGCUUUUCGGCUCCGGCGUGGGCUUGUCCCUGGUGCUGGGCUUCGGCGUCGCCUACGCCUGCUACUACCUCAGCAGCAUCGCCAAGAAACCCCAGCUGGUGGCCAGCAAUGACCAUUUCUGCCGCUUUCUUGAGGAAUAUUGCCCUGUUGUGACUGAAACUUACUAUCCCACCAUUUGGUGCUGGGAAGGUCGGGUGCAGACACUCCUGCGUCCCUUUAUCACCUCUAGACCCCAAGUACGGUACAGGAAUGAGCUCAUUAAAACAGCAGAUGGAGGACAGAUUUCGUUGGAUUGGUUUGAUAAUAAUGACAGCUUAUAUUAUCCGGAUGCCAGCACAAGACCCACUGUCCUGUUACUGCCUGGCCUGACAGGAACGAGCAAGGAAUCCUACAUUCUUCAUAUGAUCCAUCAAAGCGAAACCCUGGGAUAUAGAUGCGUGGUUUUUAACAAUCGGGGAAUUGCUGGUGAGGAUCUUCUGACACCAAGGACUUACUGUGCAUCUAACACAGAGGAUUUAGAGGCCGUUAUUCAUCAUGUACACAGCUUGCACCCCUCAGCUCCGUUCAUGGCAGCCGGUGUUUCUAUGGGAGGCAUGCUUCUUUUAAAUUACCUGGGCAAAACUGGCAGAGACACUCCUUUAAUGGCAGCUGCAAUUUUCUCUGCGGGUUGGAAUGUUUUUGAAUCUGUAGAAUCUCUGGAGAAGCCACUAAACUGGCUUCUUUUCAACUAUUACUUGACUACUUGUCUACAAUCCUCUAUCAGCAGGCAUCGACAAAUGUUGGAGAAAUUAUUUGAUAUGGAUCUUGUGAUGAAGGCUAGAACUGUUAGAGAAUUUGAUAAGCAGUUCACUUCAGUCAUGUUUGGCUAUCGUACAAUUGAUGACUACUAUGAAGAUGCUAGCCCAUGUCGCAAGCUGAAGUCAGUAGGAAUUCCAGUGUUAUGUCUAAACUCUGUGGAUGAUGUUUUCUCACCAGGUCAUGCUAUACCAGUAGAAACUGCCAAACAAAAUGCAAACGUUGCUUUGGUUCUGACUUCGUGCGGAGGCCAUAUUGGUUUUCUGGAAGGAAUAUGGCCAAGGAAGUGCACUUACAUGGACAGAGUCUUCAAGCAGUUUGUGCAAGCUAUGUUUGAGCAUGGAAAUAAAAUCUUUAGCAUGUAGCUUUGGACCACUAUUAUAGCACAGUGGCACAUUCUGACAAGGGCAGUUAAGCUUAAUGCACAAAUUUUAACUCGUGUAAGCCAGCAAAUGGAUAAAGUCCAUUACUACAUGCAAAAAUAUUUUUUGCCUAAAAUUUUGUAGCAAGAAACUAAAUAUUAUGUUGUCACUUUUAUAUUUAUUUUUAAUAUGCCUUACUAAGAAUGAUCCUAAAUGAAACAGCAUUCUGCAUACAUCAAACUGCACUUAACCAAAACCAUCAAGUAAACAGAUUAUAAUUCCUCAGGAUUUUAAUUUAAACCAGUAAAUAUUUAGGAGACUUAAUUUAGAUGGCUUUUAAUAUGAGAAUGGCAACACUCAAAAUAGCAUAUAUUACCCUGUCACACACAGUAAGAAGUUGGCCCACUCCUUAGGGCACUGAUAGUGAAAAUUUUAAAAUGUGAAAACAAAAGGAGGGAACACAAAGAAGCACUGGUUCUUCACAUAAGUAAAAAUUUCAGCAUGUUAUUCCAUAGCAUUAGAUUGAUAACCACUUUUGCUGUUCUACCCUGAGAGUAUUCAGAUUUAGGGCUAGUUAUUGUUUUUUAAACUAUGUCAAUGCCAUACUUGUCUUAUGUGAUUAUUUUUUAAACAGCUAAUUUAUAGUGUUUACAUAUAACCAAAAGAUUCCUUUAAAACAGUACUGUAAUAACUUAUGUAAUUAAAAGACAUCUUGCAUUUCAAUGUUCAUGUAAAGCCGGGUGUUAUCAUAUAUGUAAUACAUACUUCAUAUAACUGGUAAACUCGAUGAUUCUAUCUGUUAUGUUUAUACUGCCCCACAAGAACAUUUCAGUUUUAAAGAACAGACAUUAGAACAUCAGGAAAUUAUGAUAUGAUCUGCUUUAAAUUAAAAAAAAAAAUAAUCCAAGCCUUUUGUCUCUGCUAUUGUUUCAGAUAAUUUCUAAAAAGAAUGUAACAAACCGUUUAAAGAAAGCUGGCAGCUGGGGUGGGGCCAGAGCCCCAUCUCUCUGGUUCAUUUAUUUGAUCAUUUGUCAGCACUUUGGCAAUAGGUUGUCAAAUCAUUGAAGCCUUCGCAAAGUGAUUUCCGCCCUAGCAGCUUACAAGUUUGUGAGGCUGCCUGAGGUGUCACUGUUCUCCUCAGCCCUGAAACAGGGUGAGAGCCAACACGGACCUUUAAGUAAAAAAGACAGUUGGACAGAAGGUACUGUGAAACUGUUGGGAAGUCCUGAUUUUGGGCAUCCUGAAAUUAAAAAAAGGCUUUUAAGCAGUUUCUCUGGAGCUCCCACCUUGUGCUGAUCACUGAUUCGGGCCCAGACACACAAGAUAAGUCAGUAAAAAUGCCUUUGCAUUUUUCUCUUUUGAGCGGGGUCAGUACAAGAAGAAAAUGUGGAUGAAAAAGCAAGUCAGGUCUUUUGUCUCAAGCAGUACGUGAACAGUCCUCUUGCAAGGCAUGUUUCCUAGUAACAGCAAAAGAAGAACAAAAAUACUUCUUGUCUUCAGAAAAAGAAAUUGGGACAUGCUCUACAAAAGCUAGUUUUGUAAGGUGGAAGGUUAAAUUAAAAAAUUAGAAAGCGCUUUCAAGUUUUGACUUUUCAGACAAGCAUUACCCCUUGCCCAAAUAACUUAUUUUUUCUCUAAUAAGGAAAAUGAGAAGAGUGAUUUGUGAAAGCAAAAUGAAAUUUUGUGCAUGUUACUACCAUACAUGAAAUCAGCGUAUUAGUAGGGUGCCUUAUGUAUUCUUACAUUCAUUUCCAGUUUUUAUGUUCAUACAAAACCAAUGAGCAAUAAACAGUGUAUUGAGCAUUAUAUUGUUAAAAUUGUUUGGGUACAGUACUGUUCAAAACUCAGCAUCAAGUAUUAAUAAAAAUAAAACCACUUACAUUAAAAGCACACCUGCCUGUUUAAAUAAAAGUAACAUGAUGGCAGAAUUUCUGUCUCUCUGCACUGCCUUAUUUCAUUUAGGUCUAAUCCCAUAUACAAAUCCCCAUGAAACAUUCCUCUUUAAAGCUAUGUCUAGCAAAUGUCUACAAAGUUGUUUUUUUCCCCCCAAAUGUAGAGUGUUCUUCCUUACACCCCAUUAGGGAAAAUGCAUUGUUCAAAGCACAGUGUCCAAAGUGGCAACAAUCAAAUUUUACUAUGGAUAUCUUCAAGCUUUCCCAAUCAGAUUUUCUGAAACAUAUAAUGUAGACACCUCGGUUCUUGGAGGGGACACACAAGCUAGCAAGAAGUGCCAUAAACAUUUUUGCUAUGCAAUAUCUUUGUACCUUGCACACAGUUUCACCAGUGAGCCAAAAUCCAGAAUUUUCCCUCUAUUCAAAACAGUGUGAAUUCAUAGGGUCUUUAUUUGGCUUUACAUGCGAUUGAAGUAUCCAGACAGCAACAGGGAUAUGAAAUGUUGGAGGUGGGAGAAAAUUGUUAGUUAUCAAUGUAGUCAUUACUGGAAAGAUGGAGUAUAAUGAAAAUGAAAUUCCAAGUCACAAAGGUUGCAGACACUUCUUAAAGAAAACUUUCUUCCUAGUUCAGAAUCACACAGUAGUUGAAGUUGGAGGGGACCUCUAGAGAUUGUCUAGUCCAAUCCCUCUGCUCAAAACAGGACAUAUUACAUACGUGCUCCAGAACAUCCACCUCUUCUCAAUUUGCUCUUGGGAGUCAAGGCAAGGUACUGUUCUUUUUAUCUAUGAGGCCUUUGGUCACCCAAGAGCCAUCUGUGACCUUAGCUGUCUUAGUACCAGAUCAUAAAGACCAAGAUUUUAAGUUGUAAUUUAUUAUGUCAACUCUUGGCAAACAGAAAAACUGAAAAUUUCAAACAGAAAAAUAUGGUUCUAUGAAUGCAGAGAAACUAACCCAUGGUAUAUAUUUCACA